AUGCCUCUUCGUCUGGAUGUACGUAAGAAACUUUCGUCUCGUUCUGAUCGCGUAAAAGCGAUUGACUUACAUCCGACAGAGCCUUGGGUUUGCGCAUCUCUGUACAACGGGAACGUCCACGUUUGGAAUAUCGAAUCCCAGCAACUUAUUAAGACGUUUGAAGUAUGCAUAGUUCCAGUACGUGCCGUUCGAUUUGUUGCACGCAAGAACUGGAUUGUCACGGGAUCGGACAAUAUGCUCCUGAAUAUCUUUAACUAUAAUACUCUGGAACGUGUGCAUCAAUUUGAGGCACAUUCUGAUUAUAUUCGGUCAAUUGUCGUGCAUCCAACCCAGCCAUUCAUUCUCACUAGCUCAGAUGACAUGGCUAUCCGACUGUGGGAUUGGGAGAAAAACUGGACUUGCGCUCAGGUCUUUGAGGGUCAUACGCAUUACGUGAUGCAGCUGGUCAUUAACCCCAAGGACAACAAUACAUUUGCAAGCGCUUCUUUGGACAAGACAAUCAAAGUCUGGUCUCUUGGCUCGCCUCAACCUAAUUUUACCCUUGAAGGUCAUGAAAAAGGUGUCAAUUGUGUUGACUAUCACCCGAGCGCCGAUAAACCCUACCUUGCUAGCGGGUCGGAUGACACUACAGUGAGAAUUUGGGACUAUCAGACUAAACUUUGUGUCCAAGUUCUCGAGGGACACAUCCAAAAUGUUAGCUCCUUGGCAUUCCAUCCCGAGUUGCCUGUGAUCCUGACCGGUUCGGAAGACGGUACAGUCCGCCUGUGGCAUUCCAACACCUACCGCCUGGAGUCCACGCUAAACUAUGGUCUGGAGCGCGUUUGGACGGUGGCCUGUCACAAGGGAAGCCAACAAGUUGGCAUAGGCUACGACGAGGGUACGAUUGUCAUCUCUCUGGGUCGCGAGGAUCCCGCCAUGUCGAUGGAUUCCUCUGGGAAAUUGGUCUGCGCUCGACACGCCGAACUGGUCCAGGCCAACAUCCGUUCGGUGCUCGCGAAUCUCAACGUAGCUGCUGACUCGAGUGCUGCGGAGAACUUCGAGGCAAGUUCAUUUAUGGCGUUUGCUUGUGGUGUCAAUACUGAUUGGUUUGCUACAGUCAUCGACGGAGCUCGCCUGCCCGUUGUCUACAAGGACAUGGGCGCUUGCGAGAUCUAUCCCCAGACCCUGGCACACAACGCAAACGGUCGAUUUGUCGCUGUUUGUGGCGACGGUGAGUACAUAGUCUACACUGCAAUGGCCCUGCGUAAUCGGAUGUUCGGUCAGGCCCUGGAAUUUGCCUGGUCUCUCUCCGACCCCAACAUGCAAGUUGGCGGUGGCACUUCACAGUUCGCGUCUGUGGUAUUCUCGUUCCUAACUUCAAAAUUUCCACGUUCUCCCCGUCAGAUUUUCAAAAAUUUCAAAGAAAUGAAGUCAUUCACCAUGGACUUUGGAGCGGAUCAGAUUUUUGGUGGCCACUUACUGGGAAUUCGCUCCGUCGCCGGCUUCACGUUCUACGACUGGCAGACGGGCAAUCUGCUGCGUCGAAUCGACGUCCACCCCAAGUCCGUCUACUGGGCGGAAAGCGGCCAUCUGGUGGCCAUCUGCACCAAGGAAUGCUUCUACAUCCUCCGCUACCGGCCCGAGUUCAUCGCCGAGGCUGAGGCGAACGGCACGUUGAACGCCGACCCCGACGGCGUCGAAGCCGCGUUCGAGCUAAUUCAAGACGGCGAGGUGAAGGAGGUGGUGAAGACAGGUUGUUGGUUUGGCGACGCCUUCCUUUUCACCAAUUCCACUAACCGGCUGCUGUACUACGUGGGUGGUGAAUUAGUCACGGUGGCUCAUUUGGACCAACAAAUGUACCUUCUCGGUUACCUGGCCAGCGAAAAUCGCGUCUUCUUGGCUGAUCGCGACCUCAAGGUAAUCAGUUACACACUGCUGCUCUCUGUUCUCGAAUACGAGACUGCAGUCCUUCGUGGGGACUUCACAGCAGCCGACUCCAUCCUCCCCAGCAUUCCCGCCUCGUAUCGCACCAAAAUCGCUCGUUUCCUCGAACACCAGGGAUUCCGGCAGCAGGCCAUGCGUGUGACGACCGAUCCCGAUCACAAAUUCGACCUCGCCAUCCAACUGGGUGACGUGACAACCGCCCACGACUUGAUCAAGGACGACGACGACGUGGAAGGGAAUGAGGCGAAGUGGAAGCAGAUCGCUGAUGUCGCUCUGAAGGAGUGCAACUUCGCGUUAGCUCAGGAGUGCUUCGCAAAGACCCGCGAUUACCCAAGCUUCCUUGUAAUUGCGUCUAGCCGUGGCGACGACAAAAUGGUUGAGCAGCUUGCCGAGGAAACCGUCAAAGAUGGCAUCGAUAAUCUCUGCUUCCUCUCUCGUUUCAUCCUUGGCGAUCUGGAGGGUUGCUAUAGCCUCCUCGUCAAGUCAGCUCUCUACCCUGAAGCGGCUCUCUUUGCUCGAACAUACCUGCCCAGCAAGGUACCAGAGGCGGUUGAGAUGUGGAAGAAGUGGCUUGUGACCGAGCACAAGUCUCCCAAGGCCGCUGAGGCGUUGGCUAACCCCGCGGAAUACGCAAACCUCUUCCCCGGAUGGAAGGAGUCGCUGGAAGCGGAGCGUUGGUUGGUGCACGACAGGCAGGUGCGUCGUAACCUUCCAGCGUCUGUGUAUCCCCAGCAGACGCCAGUUUGGGAACGUGACGUCGCCCAGGAAAUGUUGUCUUCCGGUGGAGCUGCACCGGACCCUCGACCCCCAGUAGACAGUAUUCUCUUUGGUGACAGUGAGUACGAAGAACCAGCAAAACCACCCGCAGAUCCUGUAGCCGAUCUCUUGAAGGUGUCGACACAAAUGCAAAAUCAGGCGCCGCACAAGGUUGCAGUGGAGGAGGCGGAGGAGGAGGGGGUGGAAGAUGAGGACGACGAGGAAGUGUCCUUCCACGAUCUGGGCGAAAGCGACCCGAAACCGUUUAAGUGCAAGCUACCUACUCCACCGCCGUCGUCGAUGGAACAGGCGUUUGAUCCGUUUUCACAGCUUGCCGACUUCGAAACACCGCCCCCGGUUCAACACACCACGUCCGGUGUUCUUCACGCUGCUCCACCUCCCGCACCUUCGAUGGACGACUUCGACGCCGAGCUGGAACAGCAGCUGGCUGCGUUCAAUAUCGGCGUGGAGUCUUUCGGAGCGUCUGGUGUCGCACCGUCGGCACCACCGCCACCCACCCAGAAGAGCGGUGCCGUUAUCGAUGAUGACUGGGGAGACGAGGACGAUGAUUUUGACAAAUAA
Mesocestoides corti is the source of this 3261-nucleotide messenger RNA. NCBI's taxonomy places the organism in Eukaryota, Metazoa, Platyhelminthes, Cestoda, Cyclophyllidea, Mesocestoididae. The record is from the annotation of a GenBank genome assembly.